Aspergillus clavatus NRRL 1 is the source of this 600-nucleotide messenger RNA. Its product is annotated as flavin-dependent quinone reductase. The record is from RefSeq and is a predicted model, not a curated record. Gene Ontology annotation, cellular component: cytosol. The transcript has a single exon. Gene Ontology annotation, molecular function: FMN binding; oxidoreductase activity. Lineage: Eukaryota; Fungi; Ascomycota; Eurotiomycetes; Eurotiales; Aspergillaceae. The coding region runs from base 1 to 600 and encodes 199 amino acids.
AUGGCAACCAUUGGCGUUAUCGUGUGUAGCCAGCGGAGUCCCCGAGCUGGACUGCAGAUCACCAACUUUGUCACCGACACCAUCCAAGAAGCAUUUCCCAGCGCAGCUCUGCGGCUGGUUGACUUGGUUUCCUGGGAUCUCCCGCUUUACAAUGAACCUGGCAUUCCCUCUCAAAUUACUUCAAUCGACGAAUACACCCACGAGACAACAAAGGCCUGGUCCCGGGAGAUCGCAUCCCACGCUGGCUUCAUCUUCGUCACUCCGCAGUAUAACUGGGGAUACCCCGCCAGCGUGAAAAAUGCGAUUGACUAUCUAUUCCACGAGUGGAAGGGGAAGCCCGCCAUGAUUGUCAGCUACGGAGGCCAUGGAGGGGGAAAGGCCGCAGAGCAGCUGCAGCAAGUUUUACAGGGUGUUCGGAUGCAACCUGUCGAGCCUCUCGUGGCCCUGACCUUUCCAGACAAGGAAUUCACGGGCCGAGCCAGCAGGGGAGAGGAUUUGGGUUUAAUGGAGGCACAGGGUAAAGGUCUAUGGAAGGAAAAGCGGCAGGAGAUUCAUGCGGCAUUUGAACGGUUGAACGAGUUGGUCAAUGCGGAGUAUUGA